Messenger RNA from Paramecium primaurelia, 359 nucleotides. The record is from the annotation of a GenBank genome assembly. NCBI's taxonomy places the organism in Eukaryota, Ciliophora, Oligohymenophorea, Peniculida, Parameciidae.
AUGGCCUAAUUUAUAGUUCAAGAAGUAAUUAGAUUGUAGGUUAUUAUAGCAUCAUUGCAUUUAAGCUUAGGAAAUAAAGAUAAAUUCAUCAUAGAUCAUGACAAAGCUAUAAACUACUAUAACAGAGGUAAUCAAGAUUAAAGUAUGAAGAAAUUUGAUCGAGCAUUAAAAGAUUAAAAUAAAGCAAUUGAAUUUAACUCAAAUGAUGUUAAAGCUUAGAACAACAAAGGUAAUAUUAAUUAUAAUUUAUAUAAGGAAAUCUGUAUUAAUAAAAUAACAUAAAACAACUAGGCUUUUAAGAUUGUAUUUAAGCAUUAAAUUAGAAUCAGACAAACCCCUUUAAUGGUGAAUUAAGCUGA